AUGCGUCUUGAGGAGGGGCUACGGAAGCGUGAGGAGCACGACGACGGCAAGGAUCGUCGUCACUCAGCCGUGCGUCGAGGUAAAAGUGAAUGGAUAUCAGUACUCCAUGGUACGAGUACCAAGUACGAUCAGUGGGUGAAGCUGAUUGCAGUGGGAUCGUUGAGUCUCUGGUUGAUCUUUGCGCUCAUUUAUUGGCACACAUCUGUUGCUCCUCUAAAGUCAACAGGAGCGAAAGUAAGCAAUUACAAUGCACAUCCAUUGAGUAUUGAUCCAUUUCCACAAGAGACCAACUUUAUUGCGUUUGGAGACUUUGGGACGGGUGAUGAGAGUCAACGUAAAGUAGCGAUGGCGCUCGAGAACUUUACGUCUACGAUGGAUCCACCCCCGGCCUUUGUACUGUCAACAGGAGAUCAGAUUUAUGACCAUGGAAUCCAGUCCGUUGAUGACCCCCUCCUAUUGACAAACUUUGAGCAUAUGUACAAACACAAUAAGCUGCAAGUGCCGUGGUAUGUAACAAUAGGAAACCAUGACUGUGAAGGAUCAGUCGAUGCAAUGCUUCAGUACGCUGAAAAACAAGAGUCGUUGUGGUAUUUGCCGCGGCGAUAUUACUCAAUCGAUCGUCCUGUGGCACCGAAGACGAUCCUGAGACUCGUUGUGAUCGAUGCUUGUGACUUGGUCUGCGGCCGUGAACCUCGGGACUUUCGCUGCACUGAACACAUGAUCGAGCAAUCGUCAGCGAAGACAAGACAGUCGCAGUACGAUUGGAUUGAAGAAACGCUGAGUGCUGACAAGCCAGCCGGCGUGGAGCAAAUGUGGACGAUCGUAAUGGGUCAUUGGGGCGUGUAUAGCUUUGCAGGUAAUGCUGAUACGCCCGAGUUGAUUAAUGCGUUAGAUCCGCUUUUGAAAACGUAUAAGGUACACGCAUAUUUUAACGGCCACGAUCACUCCAUGCAGCAUGUUCGCAAGGUGGACACUGACGGUUCUGUCAGGAAUUAUUUUACGUCCGGUGCUGGCGGAUAUCGAAUCCACGAUCUCCAGCCGAGCGCUCGCGCGAAUCCAGACCUGGUGCACGCGGCUUUGGUGCAUGGUUUUAUGUUCAUACACAUGACAAGGACGUUUUUCCGCGUCCACUUUGUUGACGAGACUGGCAAAAUCCUCUACACCACCGAGGUGAGAAACCAUUUGUCGAGCACCCUUCAGCUCAAAACCCCGCAAAAUGUUGAUACUACAUUGAGAUAG
This is a messenger RNA of Peronospora belbahrii, 1239 nucleotides long. Lineage: Eukaryota; Oomycota; Peronosporomycetes; Peronosporales; Peronosporaceae. The record is from the annotation of a GenBank genome assembly.